This is a messenger RNA of Penicillium longicatenatum, 330 nucleotides long. RefSeq lists its product as uncharacterized. Lineage: Eukaryota; Fungi; Ascomycota; Eurotiomycetes; Eurotiales; Aspergillaceae. The record is from RefSeq and is a predicted model, not a curated record. The transcript has a single exon. Bases 1 to 330 code for a protein of 109 amino acids.
AUGGACGAGAUUGCUGACAUUAUUCGAGAGCUUGGUCGACAACAAGGCGAGAACACAUUUUAUCGUAUCUGCUAUGGUCUUUUAAAGCGAUUGCAAGAUACACUCAGCCAGGCGUCGGAUGAUCUUCUCUUCCAUUGCCAGCAUGACCCAUACAAUACUUCUCGCGAUUUUGACCCCAUUCACCAGAUUGCAGAAGAAUUGAAAACACUAGUGGAAGAUAUCAAAGAUCGAGAGCGAAUGUCUUUGAUGGCUUUGGAAGAAUUUUUUGAUGUCCAGAGAGAAGUGAGUGUUGAGCAAGAACAUCAAGACUUCAAUAAAGGUCUAAGCUGA